GUCGCAUUCCGCAGCAUCAGAAUGGCUAAGAUGGAAUCCGAUCAGCUGAACCAGCUGAGGGACAUCUUCGCCCGCUUCGACAUGGACCACGACGGUAGCCUCACGCAGCUCGAGCUGGCCGCCCACCUUUGCUCGCUCGGCCUCAAGCCCUCCGGCGACCAGAUCCACUCCCUCCUCGCCAACAUGGAUGCCAACGGCAACGGCUCCAUCGAAUUCGACGAUCUCGUUGACGCCAUCCUCCCCGACAUCAACGAUGAGGUGCUCCUCAACCAAGACCAGCUCAUGGAGGUCUUCCGCUCCUUCGAUCGCGACGGAAACGACUACAUCACCGCCGCCGAGCUCGCCGGACAGAUGGAGAAGAUGGGGCACCCCCUCACCUACCGCGAGCUCAGCGAUAUGAUGCAAGAGGCCGACUCUAACGGCGACGGUGUCAUCAGCUUGAAUGAAUUCGCCACAAUUUUGGGGUAA
Messenger RNA from Salvia splendens (bonfire salvia), 468 nucleotides. RefSeq names its product probable calcium-binding protein CML16. The record is from RefSeq and is a predicted model, not a curated record. Gene Ontology annotation, molecular function: calcium ion binding. The coding region runs from base 22 to 468 and encodes 148 amino acids. Gene Ontology annotation, cellular component: myosin II complex. NCBI's taxonomy places the organism in Eukaryota, Viridiplantae, Streptophyta, Magnoliopsida, Lamiales, Lamiaceae. The transcript has a single exon.